GAGCAAAGGAUUCUCAGAAAGCUCAAAAACCUCACAGCAACACAAGGGAGCAGGUCGCAGAUGGUCGCAGGUAGCACUCCCAGCCCCUCCCAGCCCCCUCCCAAAAGAAGAAACACCACUGCUUGCGGCUUGCCAUGGGACUUCUCGUGGGGUUCUACCCACCGAACCUCUAUUUUCUGGGCAGCUUGCUGUACCUCCUCGGAAGCAUUUGCUACACACUGGCCGCCUUUUUGGUGGACGUCGUAGACCUCGUCCAUGUGGGAAACAUUUGCUUCAUUUGUGGCAGCAUCCUCUUCGUGAUCGAUGGACGCAACAACGCGAUGGCUUCCGCCACAGCACUGAACAGCGCGAGCACGUCCUCCGCUAAAGUGGCACCAGUGGUUGCUCAGUGCCCCGAGGCCACAACCUCGAGGGAUUGGGUAAUUGGUCUUCCUGAGCUUGAUGGUGCAAAAGUGGUGGCUCCUGAGACCACCCACUACCCAGCCAUCCCAGAAAGCCCAGUCCGUCUUCAUGAGCAUGCUUCCUAGAAAGAGUUUGGUGCCAACAGAUGAAGGGCCAUUCAGAAGGACCGUUCAGGUCCUAUCUUGAGAUUUCUCAGCUUACGCUUUUAACUGAACUUGGUUCACAUGUGACUCUGGCUCGAUUUGAGUCCGUUCUUGGAGGAUUCCAAGCUAUGCAAGCGCGGUUUCUUUUUUUCAAGCGCUGCAUCGUUCUACCGGCCGCUGUGACCGGUCGAGUCUUUCGCCGGUGGCGACCGACCAAUUGGUGGCGUCGAUGAGGUCGGCAGGUCUGACUGGUGAGCGAGCUAAUCAAUAAACACAUACCAGGAC
Molecule: messenger RNA, 830 nt
Organism: Durusdinium trenchii
Lineage: Eukaryota; Dinophyceae; Suessiales; Symbiodiniaceae
Source: the annotation of a GenBank genome assembly